Molecule: messenger RNA, 1005 nt
Organism: Bipolaris victoriae FI3
Lineage: Eukaryota; Fungi; Ascomycota; Dothideomycetes; Pleosporales; Pleosporaceae
Exons: 2
Coding region: 1-1005 (334 amino acids)
Source: RefSeq, a predicted model, not a curated record
AUGAGAAGCCCUUCAGUAUGGAUGCUGAGCGCGAUGUCGACGCGUGUACUCGGUAAUGUCGUGCAGAAGGCCUAUGAGAUGAAUGCAACUACAUCUGCUGUAAUCCUACCUCCAUAUCCAUCUGGCUCAAGAGCACCUGUUCUACUAUCAUCAACACAGCCAUGCGAAACAUCAACGAAUCCUUCGGUUCAGUCCACAGCAAGCAUCGUUCCAUACCCGAGUGUAUCGCCAACAACUAGCUCUUUUCCCACUCCGACAGCAGUGUCGGUAUCUACUAGUUCACGUGUCCUUCUGGAUGUACGCCCUCUGACUGUUACGACCAUCCCAAGCGGUACCAAUACUCCGUCAUCAGCCUUUGGGUCAGCCAGUUCCUCCCAGGUCGCGUUCACACCCAUUGUUGUGCCAGCUUCGACAGCCAGCUAUACCAUAGACCUCCCAGUCCUUUCCUCUAUAUUAAUACCCGGUCUCACGCCACCGGCCAUUUCGACACGGACUGCGACAGCGAGUACUACCAUCAGCCAGGGUUUGUCCACUUCUCUUCCGACACCUUCAGGUUCCGCCUCAAGUGCGUUGGCUACUACAACGACUUCAGUCGCUGUUGCAUCCUCAGCUGCAUCCUCAGUCUCAGUAUCCUCAGUCGCGAUUACAUCCUCGGGCUCAAUAACAUCCUCGGGCUCAAUAACAUCCUCGGGCUCAAUAACAUCAUCAGUACUUUCUGGGACGUCUACAAUUGAAUUCCCUACCUCGCCACCUUUUUCGUACAACCCCUCCGCUUCUAGAGGUUCAGCUACUCCUAUCUCAAGGCCUACACCAGAGCCAUCCAAUGCCAUCGUCGCUGGAUCCACAUUGAGUACAUCCUCAACGGCUAGCCCGACAGCAGAAACCGAAAUCCCACCUGCACCACCUGCACCAAGUGCUGCCGGAGCUCCUGGUGGUUUGAGUAGCAGAGGCAAAGAGAGAGUAUGGUGGGUUGCUUUCUUCGUUCCGUUCCUACUUGCAGUAUAA